ACUCCUGAAACAGUGAGACAGAAAAGGGGAAGAUGGCAGCCAUUUUAAAAAGGAAUUAAAAAGGAAAAACAUAUGUGGUGGGUGUGUUAAUUUGAACAAGAACCUGGUGGGCAUCUGAAAACCCAUGGAAGCUCUAUUAAUACGAGGAGAUGGAGGGAGCAGCAAGUGGGUUGUGGCUGGCUGUAGGCGUAUGAAGGGAGGGAGGAUGGUGGAGGUGGUGCAUGAGGAGGCUCAAACUCGCAAGGGUCCAUGGACGGAGCAGGAGGACCUGCAGCUGGUUGGCUUCGUGGGGCUGUUUGGAGAGAGGCGCUGGGAUUUCAUAGCAAAAGUAUCAGGUCUCAACAGGACAGGCAAGAGCUGCAGGCUACGCUGGGUCAACUACCUAAGGCCUGACCUCAAGCAUGGGAGAAUGACCCCUCAGGAGGAAAGCCUGGUUCUUGAACUCCACGCUCGUUGGGGCAACAGGUGGUCACGAAUUGCUCGGAAAUUGCCAGGCCGCACAGAUAAUGAGAUCAAGAACUACUGGAGAACACAUAUGAGGAAGAAGGCUCAGGAACGUAGUUUAAGCGAGAAUUCAUCUUUACUCUCAUCACCAUGCUCGUAUUCGACUUCGUUGUCGUCGGAUCCGCAGCCAGCGAGGUCCAUGGUAGAAGGUGAGCCCCCCGUCCUGGAGAAGUCAGCAGGAGUAAUGGGUUCCUGCGAGAUGAGCCAAAGAGGCGUUGCAUGUGAAGAGACAGCAGAGGCCAGCAGCGGGCCGGGCUUCAUGGAACAGAUGUGGAAGGAAAUCGCGGCUUCGGAGACGCUCGUCUUCCCGGUAUACGAGAGUGAGGGUGGAAGCGCGCUUCCCUGCAACUCAAUGGCUUCUCCACUGUGGGAGUACUCGUGCGAUUCACUGUGGAAGAUGGAUGAAGAAGAAUUCUCUGUUGGGGACCAUUUUCUCUAAUGCUGAUCAUCAUGGAAUGUGUUGGUAGACUUCAAGGUGGCUUACUUCUGGAUACCAACUAUAAUGUACCCCAAUCUUGGCAGCCAUGACAUCUGGCAGUCAUCCAUGGCUUUCUUCUUUUCUUAUCUUUUUCCUUUUGUCAAAUGUGUGUGUUCUUCUUUUCUUUUGUGUAGACCAUCUUUAGCCAGGAAAUGUGAGUGCUACUUGCUUAGUCUGUCCAUGUCUGUCCAUAUGUACCAACAUAUUUCUUUCAUCAAUUUCAAAUGGAUAUAAAGUGU
Nymphaea colorata (pocket water lily) is the source of this 1221-nucleotide messenger RNA. RefSeq names its product myb-related protein MYBAS1-like. Gene Ontology annotation, molecular function: sequence-specific DNA binding; DNA-binding transcription factor activity. The transcript has 3 exons. Bases 125 to 943 code for a protein of 272 amino acids. Gene Ontology annotation, biological process: regulation of DNA-templated transcription. Lineage: Eukaryota; Viridiplantae; Streptophyta; Magnoliopsida; Nymphaeales; Nymphaeaceae. Gene Ontology annotation, cellular component: nucleus. The record is from RefSeq and is a predicted model, not a curated record.